Ectocarpus sp. CCAP 1310/34 is the source of this 500-nucleotide messenger RNA. Lineage: Eukaryota; Phaeophyceae; Ectocarpales; Ectocarpaceae. The record is from the annotation of a GenBank genome assembly.
AUGGGAGACACGGCGGUCGCAGCUGAACCCGUUGCGGAUAUCGUCGACGGCGAGAAGAGGGAGAGAGCACACUCUGACAUGGGUGAGCUUCUGAACAGCCCAUCUGCAGCGCUGAUGACGCUGGUGGACUGCGAUCACCUCAACGAUUUCAACGCUGUCUGCGAAUACCUUGCGGUUCAUGCGCAAGAGGUGAGAUCACGGUAUUUAUCGCCGGCUUCAUUUUGAUACUUAACAGAGGACAAAGAAAGAAGACAACCUUCGCGCCGUAUUUUCUGCGGGCUUCGUCGACUGUCAUCUGUAGAGGGAACCAUAAAGAAGCGUCGUGCGUCCUGGCCCGUUCAGGUUUGUUACUGGAGCUGAAACAUCGAAGGUCGCAGCAGCCUCCGACAUCUGCGCCGACACCAAGCAGAAUCCAACAUUUGUCACAGACGUGCUCACCGCCACGGACCAUAAACCAACGGAGGUUGUAGCUAGUGGCAUCAGCUAACGCUGUAAACCGC